This is a messenger RNA of Salvia miltiorrhiza (redroot sage), 1165 nucleotides long. RefSeq lists its product as uncharacterized. The transcript is spliced from 3 exons. Bases 185 to 712 code for a protein of 175 amino acids. NCBI's taxonomy places the organism in Eukaryota, Viridiplantae, Streptophyta, Magnoliopsida, Lamiales, Lamiaceae. The record is from RefSeq and is a predicted model, not a curated record.
UUCAGUCUCCACUGUGUUGGAUUCGAUUUAUGAUGAACACACUGAUUCACAGUUCACACUCGCAUUCUAAUCUCUAUUGGGAUCUCAUCACGCAUUGGAGUAAGAUUGAUUUCGAAGCGCAUGUAGCUCUGCUGAUUCACAUCUAGAGAGAGAGAGAGAGAGAGAGAGAGAGAGAAGGGGAAAAAUGGCAGUGAGAACUGGGGUUUUGAAGGCAGUGCUUGGUUUAAUGGCGAUUUGCUUGGCAGCGUAUAUAGUGGGCCCGCCUCUGUACUGGCACUUGAUGGAGGGAUUGGCCUCUGCUUCUGCUACUUGUCCUUCUUGUAACUGUGAUUGUGAUGAUGCUUUGCCCCUUCUCUCAAUUCCUAAAGGACUUCAUAAUGCUUCCUUUGCAGAGUGCGCAAAGCACGACCCAGAUGUGAGUGAGGACACACAGAAGAAUUUUGCUGAGCUACUGUCUGAGGAGUUAAAGCUGCGAGAAGCUGAAGCUUUGGAGAAUCAGCAGCGUGCUGACAUGGCACUGCUUGAAGCGAAGAAGAUGACGUCCCAGUACCAGAAAGAGGCCGACAAGUGCAAUUCUGGAAUGGAGACCUGCGAGGAGGCAAGGGAAAAGUCUGAAGCAGCUUUAUUAGCGCAGAAACAGGUGACGGCAAUGUGGGAGCAAAGGGCACGCCAAAGAGGUUGGAAGGAAGGCACCGGCAGGGCUCAAUCCUAGUUGAAUUAUUACACGCAAUCUAUUAGAAAUACCCAAAAAUUGUCAUAUAUAGUUUCUUCAAAUCAGUUAAACGGGCAUGGUGCUCUGGUUGAAGGGCAUCACAAGCUCCGAAUACCUGGUGUUUUUGCUGAAAGCGAGCAUCAGCUUUACGAGCAUCAUUCAAGUCUGAAAAAUAUUAUCGGUUCUUCAUGUAGAGGUAACGUUGUCACUAAUAUUGUUAUUAUUUAUCAGAAUUCCUUCUUUUGUAAGAAAAGGUGAGACUUCAUUUGGAAGAAUUUUACAUACAGAAUUCUGUCAACGCGAACAAUUUUCUUUAGAUUGAAGCAGAUAUGGUGCUUAUAAUGUUUAUUGAUCGAUCUUAGAGAUUGAAGAAAUGUUUUAGAACUUAGUUGUUGUGUAUAUUGAGCAUUGACAAGAUUCAUUAUUGUGAUAUUUUAAGGUUCAUAAGUUCAA